Messenger RNA from Schistosoma spindalis, 3410 nucleotides. The record is from the annotation of a GenBank genome assembly. Lineage: Eukaryota; Metazoa; Platyhelminthes; Trematoda; Strigeidida; Schistosomatidae.
CCUUUUUUCGUGCACGUUUAUGAUUACUUAGGCACUUUUCGUGUUCACAUGUGAGGAAAGACCUUGGUUUCCGGAUAAUUAGAUCUCCAAUCUCCACGAUGGACAGAGCUGAAACACAGAAAAAAUACCAUUAUUUUGCUGUGUUGGCGGUUCAUCUUUGAUUUUGUUUACGAAUUGUGUUGGAGCACUAAUAGAGUGAUCACAUGGUUCAAUCAUAUAGUUCUAUACCACACAAGUAUGACAACCUCAAAAUGUUUGUUAUUGAUGAGAAUAUUUACAACAGAACUACUUCAAUUUACUCUUCAAAUCUUGUUGUUCUUAGUCUGGAGAAGUAUCAGGGGAAAAAGAGGUAUCUAGUUGUUGAAAAAAAGCGAAUUCUAGCCAAGAACUUCUACUCUGAAUAUGACUGGUAACCAAGAUUAUCAUGAAAAUGAAUGGCCAGAACAAGAUAAUAACUCAAUACUAUCUUGGAACAAAAAUGAAACAACCUCAAAACACUCUGAAUUCUAUAAGAAACUGCCAUUAAUUUUAUUCAUUAUGGCCUAUAUAUCAUUUUGUUGUCUUGGUGCACUUUGUUUAACCCUACUAGAACGACCUACAGAAAGACUAGAAAGAUUGCGCUUACACGCUUCACAAAUCAAUUUUUUGAGGACUAAUCCAUGUGUAUCAAGUGAAGAACUUGAGAAGUUUGUUAGUUAUAUUGUAUCAGCCACAAAAAUGGGUAUAUCAAUGACACCAAUUAAAAAUAUCAGCAAAUAUGACUUACUGAGCAUUCCUGAAAAUUGGCACGAAAAUUUUUAUUUAGAAACCAAUGCUGAAGUAAAUGCUCAACUGGAAUCAAUCGCUAGACGUAUUCUAACUGAAGAAGAAAUAAAUAACAGCAGUUGGAACUUUUAUGAAUCAGUAUUUUUUGUGAUAACAGUUAUUACAACUAUAGGUUAUGGAACAAUCAGUCCAGUUACUAUAUACGGCAAAGUAUUUUGUAUAUUCCUGGUUACUGUUGGAAUUCCAAUGAAUGUGAUCCUGGUUUCGGUACUAGCUUCUUUGUGCAUGCCUAUUAUUCGCAAAUCACGAAAUGCUCUAGUUAAUUUUUAUUCCUAUUCAAGUGAUCAUGAUACAUGUCAUAACAAACAUAAUAAAAAUUGGAAACAUUCAAACUCCAAUUCUUUAAGCGGACAGGGGAAAUGUAUGGAAAAUGUUAAACCAUGCCUAAAUAAGCAAAAUGAUCAUAGAGUUUCAAAAUUAUUUUUCAAGCUUAAAUCUCUUUUCCGACGACAAGUUAAUGCUCCAGACAGACGAGUUGAAUCAAGUGUGCUUCAUAGAUCGUUAUCCGACAGUCGUUUAUCGAAUAAUCUUUCACCAACAGUAUGCAAUAUUACCGAGCCAAAGAAUGUCGUCAAAGAUGACGGAUUAUCAAAUAAAACUGCCUCACUGACUUCCUUAUCAACAUCUUUAUCAACAAACAAGACCCAAUCUCAAAGUUCUCUGGCAAUAAAAACUGAAAAUUAUCGAAAAGAUUUUAAUGCUGAAAACGAUCAUAAUAUCUCAAAACAUGACCAAUCAAAUAAACAAAUAUUAUCGAUUAUGAAACAUCACGAACUUCAUAUAAAUAAUGACCUAUCAAUGAAUCCCACUUUAGCUUCGGUAAAAAUUAACAGGCCGAAAACGAUACUUGAUCACACUAAUGUACCGAAAAAAUUAGAACAUAAAGUUUCUUUAAGUUUUGCAGCAAAUAACCAUCCAGAUGCAGCUGACAACAGAAUAAAUCAGCUGGAUACAACUCAAUCAUCUCCAAGUCAAUUCAGUGGAUACAUUGAAAAAGAAGCUUAUGUAAAAAACGUCAAUAAACCAGCUCGUCAUUCAUUGAGUGAACUAUUUAGAGAAAUAACACAAAAUACACGUAAUCUUAACGAUUGCUUUUCUACAGAAACUUCACUAGCUGAUCGUGCUCAUAUUUCUUGCAUAGCAUUUCUACAUUACUUGUUAUCUAGAAGUGAUUUGGCUUUAACUACACAAGUUAAACUUUCAGAAUUUCGAUAUGUGAAUGUACAUCAUGUAAUAACAUGCUCAAUACUUAUACCUGGGAUUAUAUUUACAUAUUUAGAACAGAAUUGGACAUAUUUUGAUGCAAUUUACUUUUGUAUCAUAUCACUUAGUGCAGUUGGUUUUGGUGAUAUGGUGGCAAGUGAAAGUAAAGACAGCAGUACAUCAUCAUUAGUAACAAUAUUAUAUGUGAAGAAUAUUUACAGAGUAAUGACUGCAAUUUAUUUAGUGUUGGGAACCACAUUAAUUGCCGUUCUAGUAAGAAGUUUCCAAGAGAUUAUUGACUACGAAUUUUCAAAUGUAACAGGAGGAUACUACGACAAAAAAUUCGGUGAACAUAUGGCACAAAAUUCAUGUUCAGAAUUAUUUUUUGAUGAUACUACACCUUCACAAAAUUGUAUAAAUCAAUUAAAUCAUAAAGAUAUGGGUUGAGAAGAUAUUCUGUAUUCCGAUUACAAAUAAUAUACAGUUACCUUACAUUUUCAUGAUGUAUAUGACACCGUACGUCUUUCUAGGUAAUUUAAACUAAACAAAUGUUGUUUUUUAUCCACCCACUUUUUCAUAAUCCUCCGGCAGUAUACCUAUUAGAUGGAAUCCAAUAAACUGACCAAAUGAUGUACAUUAUCAUCUGUAAUUUUAUCACCCAUAUGACAGUAAAUAUAUCACAUUAUUGCUGCCGCCAUUAUUUUAACACUCGUCUGUAUUCGCUAUAAAAAUGAUAGAUUCGGCGUUUUAAUUAAAAAUUCAUCGUAAUCACUGGACUGAAGUAUUGUUCUGUUGCUUGAUAAUGCCCCUAACCUCUAACAAUUUUUUUAGUUGAUUAUUCGUUUUGCAUGCUGUUGUGCCAUCUGUUAUAAAUGUUCACAAAAUUAUUGAAAGGUUAUUUACUAAAGAAGCGAAUUUAUUAUGACGAAAUUUGAAAAGAAAGCUGAAAUGUGAACAUCAAUUACAAUAACUGCUUUAUUCCAUAUUAUAUGUUUAGUACGGUAAAGUAUAUUGGAGAUGAAGUACUUCAAAAUGUAAAUUUUAAUGGAAACUGACACUGCAGAAAAUAUGUAGAUAAGCAAGUUACAAAUAAUAAAAUGUACAGUUAAAAAUUACAUGCAUUAAUUUUCAACCACCAGUUAGUUGGGAAAAUGCACUUUUUCCUUACAGAUAGAGGAAUUUUAAAAAUUUCCGUAUUUUCCGCGGACAUAUGAUUUUCAUGUAUUUGUAUCUUGCUCUUCUAGUCAUUAGACGACGAAAAAGUUUUAAGGCCGGCGUAUAUAUUGUUUUUGAUCAAAGGUACUUGUUUGUUGUCCGCGAAAUUUCAAAUGACUUUUCGUAACCAUAUUCAUAAUCAUGUCGGCUAAUGCAAUUAAAUUACC